AUGGCGGCCCCUCCAAAGACAGAAGCCCCGCCUGCGCCUGGCGCAACCUCAUCAACCCCGCCGCCGCCUCCCAUCGAGUACGCAUACAUGUACGAAAAGGACAAGAGCCCGUCCAAGCUAUUAGAUGCUUUAUUACGAUCUAUAAGUCGCCAUAUAAUAUUCGAGAUUGGAGAUAAAAAUGUCUGUCAACUUACACCAGAUAAAUUGGCCGCAUUUUACAAGGCCGUCGGUGGCGAUUACGACUCUCUCUUCGAGAUGCCCCACGAGUCCAUCUCUUAUAUAUGGCAAGUUACUGGAUGCCAACAUACUCUACAACCUACACAUGACGACUUUGAACCGCCUUCAAUACCUGCCCUCACCCCUAGAGGUUUCUCACGAUGGGAAUCUCUCGAGAUCUUGCUCGGACCCGAAGAACACGUUCCCUUCUUACAGUUCGCCGUUAAGAACUGGCAACUGAAACACCCAGAAACCGGCCAGGAGUUUCCCCCAGACUUACCCGCCACCGUGUUCCCAACACAACCAGACGUCGAGGUGGACCGCUGGCACAAGUCGUGCGCCGACAAAUUACGGAAGGAGGCGAAUGCGCGGGAGAGGGAAGCGUUCCGGGAAGCUGCACGAGAACCAACUGGUCCUGGUGAAGCCGGGGAUGGGCCGGAACCCAAGUUCUACACUCAUGUACGAGGUAGUGCAUUUGCUGGGAAUCGGGCCAGACCAGCGCCAGAACGGCCGUUGUACAAUCACGUUCCGGGUAGACACGCAGGCGGGCGACCAACUAGACCUUCGCCCGAGAGGUACGACAGCCGUGCCGACUACAGCCAACAACCUUCACCCGAUGUCGCACCACACCCGCCACACCCUCCUCGACCAUCAGAUACAUAUCUUGAUCCUAAUGCGAAGCGGCCCCCGCCAGCAAGACGUCACAGUCAGCCCAGACAUUACUCUUCAGAUUCGAGCGACGAAGACCUUGUUCCUCCUCGUGCUAGGAGACGAUCUGAAGUGAGCCCGCCUUCGCCAACGUCUCGUCGAUACUCGCCGCCUACGAACGAUCGUCCGCCUCCCGUUGCUAGUAACCCGCCACCAGCCUUCCGUCCUCAUCGCAGUGAAAUGAGAACUGACGAGUCCACCCGGCGUCGAUCAACACACAGCCCUAGUCUUCGGGAGAAGAUUACAGAGAAGGUGUCAAAUAUACUGCCUAACGGUCUCAGCAAUAAUAAUUCAGAUCGCAACAGAAACGCGGCUCGCAACCCAUCCUACAACACCGAUACUUCACGGGGGCGUCGAAGCCGCGAUCGUCUUCCUCCAUCUCGUCUCAGUCGAAGCUACUCUGACAUCUCAGUGGAGUCAUCUGAAGGAGAAUCCAGCGAUGAAGAUCCCCGCCAUAACAGAAGGGCCCGCGAAGAUCGCGACAGAGAGAGGGACCGUGAACGAGAACGAGAACGCAUCCGUGACAGAGGCCGGCAACGGGAAAUCGACCGGGAAAGAGAGGAAGAACGGCGUGAACGGUACCUACGUCGACCAGAGAUGGAGCGACGCACUAGCAGCCACGCAGAUGCUGAGCGCAGACGCGAAUACCCUGGGUGGGAUCCACGAUCUGAACGAAAGAGAUGGGAUAAGCGUGUACCACCUGAGGAGCGGGGGACAAGUCCUCUCGCAACACCAGGAAGACGGUAUGCUGAGCCGGCUUACCCUUAA
This is a messenger RNA of Fusarium pseudograminearum CS3096, 1692 nucleotides long. RefSeq lists its product as uncharacterized. Bases 1 to 1692 code for a protein of 563 amino acids. NCBI's taxonomy places the organism in Eukaryota, Fungi, Ascomycota, Sordariomycetes, Hypocreales, Nectriaceae. The record is from RefSeq and is a predicted model, not a curated record. The transcript has 3 exons.